Messenger RNA from Thecamonas trahens ATCC 50062, 1634 nucleotides. RefSeq lists its product as uncharacterized. NCBI's taxonomy places the organism in Eukaryota, Apusomonadida, Apusomonadidae. The transcript is spliced from 2 exons. The coding region runs from base 213 to 1634 and encodes 473 amino acids. Gene Ontology annotation, molecular function: small GTPase binding; guanyl-nucleotide exchange factor activity. The record is from RefSeq and is a predicted model, not a curated record. Gene Ontology annotation, cellular component: endocytic vesicle; cytosol. Gene Ontology annotation, biological process: vesicle-mediated transport.
ACCACAUUGUACACCUCCCUCCUCCACACCCACCCACGUGUGACGGCGACACUUGCGGUGAGCAACAGGUCGGACAGGAGCUCGGCGAUUUGAGUCUCUCGUCAGUGGCGACAGGGCACACGAGCGCAUCCAUCAUCGAGGACAAGCCAUCGGGGACAGACCGACAAGCCAUCGAGGACAAGUCAGCGAGAGCAAGCACGGCAGAGGUCAUCAUGUCGGCAGAAGCAAGAUCAGGAGAGAGUGCGUCAAGCGGCUCGGUACCCGAAUACGGGAUCUUGGACCCGCCGCCGUCGCCGCCAAGCGCGGAUGUGCUGCGGAUUGUCCCGGGCCGCGGCUUGGUCUUCUCAGUCUCGUUUGUGUCGUCGGCAGGGAAGAAGCGCCUGCGUCCGGCGCAGGUCGUCUUGAGUCUCGAGGCCGUCACCAUCAUCCCCACCGAUAAGAAGCGCGGGUCAAGCUCACCUGCACCGGGCGUCGGCGAGUCACGACACCUCUGGCGCGACAUCGCGCGGUACGGCCGCCGUGACGAAAAGUCGGCCAUCCAGCUCGUUGAGGCGCGCCCGAACGGCUCCCGCGACAGCACCAUCCUCUCUUUUGUCCUCCCUUCGUCCGCCGCUGUCGAGUGGAUGUACGAGGCGGUGGCGUUCUUUGUCACCCAGGCCUACGUCUCGCAUCUCAACGAAGCUGUUGGGUCGGGCGGGAGCGAGUCCGGCGCCGCCAACGUCGGUUGGGCCGGCGAUGACACCGGCGCCGUAGCCGGCCUGGUCGACGGCGCCGCCCCGGACCUCCGCCAGCUGGUCUCAGGCUCGCGGUUCUCGGUCCGGACCAAGAUCAUCAACCGGUUCGACGAGUUCCAGCUCAAGCUUCACCACUGGUCGAUGGUCCAGCUCCUGGUCUCGCUCCACGAGGCGCUUGCGCUGGAAAUCACCUCGCUGCGCUUCUGCAAGCUGGCCGGCCCGGCGCUCGACGCCGUCGCCACUCGGCUCACCGACACGCUUGACGCCCACCGCGAGGCCAUUGUCGGCCACCCGAUGUUCACCUGGCAGCAGCCGCGGUCUGAAGUCCGCGAGGGUCUCGAGAUGUUUGCCGCCGUCGUCCUCUACGGCUGCGUCUUCCGUGACCAUGCCGCGCUUGCCCGCGACAAGGCACUGACCAAGCGCAUCUCCGCCCUGCAAAUCCUCCCACCGACCGCCUUUGGCGUCGACGCCGAGCUCGCGCCCGCGCUUGCCGACACAUCUGCGCUGCAAGCCAACGAUCACUUUGUUCGUGCCCGCGACAAGCUGCAUCUCGUCAAUGCGGAGCGCUGCCCGCGCCUCAAGGUCGUCGCCAUUCUCGACGCCUGCGCCGCUGUCUACGAGCUCAUUGCCCAGCUCUCCGGCGCGAGCUCCAUCGGCGCAGACACCCUCCUCCCGGUCCUCAUCUACGUCAUCCUCAUCUCACGCCCGCCGCUCCUCUGGACUAACCUCGAGUACAUCCAGCGCUUCCGCGCUGCCGAGGCUAUGCGCGGCGAAGAGGGCUACUACACCACCCAGGUCUGGUCUGCUGUUACCUUCCUCUCCUCGCUCGACGCUGCCGACGUCGUCGAGCUUCACACCCAGUUCCUCGGCCUCUGGCGCGCGCACCGUUCCCAGGCCUAG